Molecule: messenger RNA, 1311 nt
Organism: Alternaria atra
Lineage: Eukaryota; Fungi; Ascomycota; Dothideomycetes; Pleosporales; Pleosporaceae
Exons: 6
Coding region: 1-1311 (436 amino acids)
Source: RefSeq, a predicted model, not a curated record
AUGGAAACCAGCCUACGGGUACAUGUUCCGAUCAUGGGCUUCCCGACAUACCGGUUAGAAUUUCACAUGGCGCAUUUGCUCUUGAGAAAAUCACCACAAAUCACAGACAUAGCCGCUGGCAGUGAAGACGUUGACAAAACUGGAUCAUUGCUAGAUCUCUCGUUCCUCGAGCUGGUUGGCCAUGAUGGCAACGUAGCUCCACAUUCGAUUUACCAAGGGCAUAUGAGCAUCGUCAUAUGUGGUUGGAGCAAUCUCCAAUGGACUGGAUACGUUUUUACUAAAUCAGACAACGAUGACUUAGAUGAAGAAGAUGAAGACGAGUUCAGAGGACAUUUCUUGACCUCGCAAUACGGCCUCGACUUUGUCCUUCCCCGACAAUCUACACAUUGCUGGGACGCGAGGCGGUACUGGCUUCGUUUGGUCGCUCAUCGUUGUCAAUAUGUGCUAAGGGAAUGGCUGUAUCUUGUACACACCAUAGAGGAUGGUGUGGAGUCAUGGAAAACAGAAGAUCCAUGCAGUAGCAAUACCAACAAGUCAAGCUUGCAAGCGGACGAGAUUCAGAAGUCCCUGAACAAGACCCUCCAGACCAUGCAGCUUCUACGUAAGUUGCGGGACGAACUCUCGACCACGCUCAGAGUGUACAACCGAUUUGAUAAAUAUGGUGGAGAUAGACACUACUUCUCCGACAUCACAGACUGCUGGUCGGUGCAGAACAGCAUUGUGGAAUCUUUCGAGAAGCUUACCGACCUUUCAAUCCAACUAAGGUCCCUUGACGAUUCUUGUAAAAGAUUUGCAACUCAUCUGGGGCGCAUUCUUGAUCUCGAGAGUAAUCGCCUGUCUAUGGAAAGUAACAAGCUCAGCCGAGAGGCCAACGAACAUCAACAAGCGAGUCACCGCCUAAGUGAGCGCAUGCACAAAAUGAACGAAGAAACAAGCAUACUCAACAAAGAAAUGCGAAAGCUAAAUGAGAGGAGCACAGAAGCGGCAUGUAUGAGCCAAACAGAGGCCAUGAAAACUAGUCGCAGUACACGCGUGAAUGUCGAGCUGUUGUUGCUUACGACCCCCUUUGGUAUCGUCCUCCAGUACUUCGGCUCGGAGCAAGAGAUAUUCUCAUUCAAUCGUAAUCCAAAGACCUUUGUCCUUGCCACGGUAGUAUUGAUGGCAGUCCUCAGAUUGUUGACCUUAUCUCUUGAGUAUGGGGGCGCUUUGUUCGCGUUAGUGUAUCGGAAGUCGUCUAAGCGGUCAAUGACAUCGAGCCAUUCCGAGGGAACUCAAGAUACCGUUGAGCUGGACACGAUACAGCAUGCGUGA